Molecule: messenger RNA, 3389 nt
Organism: Drosophila rhopaloa
Lineage: Eukaryota; Metazoa; Arthropoda; Insecta; Diptera; Drosophilidae
Product: CD81 antigen
Exons: 5
Coding region: 290-1096 (268 amino acids)
Cellular component (GO): membrane
Source: RefSeq, a predicted model, not a curated record
UUGUUUUAAGAUUUUUACAUUGGACGAACGCCUCGAUGUACAAAUAAAAUUUUAAAAUAAAUCGGGUGCAACGGCAAAUCGGAGAUUCUUAAUCCUGGAAAUUCGAAAAAAAACGAAAAAUACAGUGCAUAAACCGUGUGUUUUAUAAGAGUGUGGAAAAGCGGAAAAGUGCAGUCGAGAGUGCUGCAGUUCCAAUUUCCUUUAAAAAAGAGCAUCUCCAAGUGGUUGACAAACCAGUUAAAUCCAAGUCACUUUUAAGGAGUUUUUUAAUAGAACAAAUUAAUCCACCAUGGGUCUCAACGGCUGCUGUUCGUGCGUCAAAUAUCUGAUGGUCCUUAUAAACAUUUUAUUCUGGCUCAUCGGCUUGACCAUAGUGAUCACCUCUGUUUGGGCGCUAACAGAUCCCACAUUCGUGCUGUCGACGACACAAUCCUACAAACAUUAUUAUAUAGGCGUCUAUAUUUUCCUGGCUAUCGGUUUACUGAUCACAUUGGGCGCAUUUUUUGGCUGUUGUGGCGUUUGUCGAGAGUCGCAAUGUCUGCUGGUUUCGUUCUUCUGUGUCAUACUCAUCGUGAUGGUGGCACAAAUUGCAGCCGGAGCCUGGGCCUUCCACAACAAAGACAAGCUGGAUGACAUUGUGCGGGCGUCAUUCAAGUCUUCAGUUCAAGAGGAGUACGGCCAGUCCACCAUGAGUACACGCACCGUCACAUUCGAUGCACUGCAAAAGAAUUUGAAAUGCUGCGGUGCCGAUGGACCUGGAGACUGGGCCACGAGUCGUUUUAAUAAUGUGGAUCGCACAAAUAUAGUAGAUAUCGCCGUGUCUUCCAUGAAUGUGUUUUAUAACAUACCCGAGUCCUGCUGCAAGGAUGAUCUAAAGGAUAACGAAUGUGAGCUGUCGCGACGUCUGAAAUUUGGUGGUCCAUUGAACAAUGCCAUUUAUCAACAGGGUUGCGUGGACAAAUUGAUUGAGAUCAUUUACAACAACUGGGUCACCAUUUUCGCCGUAACCGCUGCUGUCAUUCUGCUGGAGCUGCUGUCCCUGACUUUUGCCCUGAGCCUGUGCUGUGCGGUGAGGAAUCAGCACUACAAGGCCUGAGAGUUACAGAACUCCCAUAGGGAAAUUACGGACGAUGAGAAGUACUAACAAACCAAAUCGAAACGGAUGCAUAGCGAGCGUUAUUACUGAAGACGUGCGAAUGGGAAAAGGCAGCUAGCAAUGAAGGCUAGCGAUAUAAUGUCCACUCCCUGGUCAAUACUUUAACAACACAACUGACAACAGCAACAACACAAUUUUGUAGUACUUUUAACAACAAGACAAGCAAAAACAACGGAAGCAAGCUGAGCAAUUGUAUUUGAGAUAUGACUACUUUUUGGAAUUUGUGUAAAGUUUUUAAAGCACAAUCCACAGGAGUUACGGAAGCGACUUUAUAUGAACUUGAUAUGCCAGCAGAGCAAAAAUAAACAACACUUUUCUAACAAAAUAUUUCUACCACGAAAAACACAGACAGUAAACUCUAUAUAUAUGUGCGAUUAACAUAAGCAGCUCCAUAAUACUUAGCAUAGCGAAGUUUCGAAUUCAUAGAUACAUACUAUAUGUUUAAUAUAUAGAUCAAAAGAUAAGCACGAAAGUAUAAUGUUAAAUGCCAAAACAAAUGAAAUAAUGUUAAAAAGAAAAGCAAUCAAAAUUCUUUUAAAAUUUAUUUCUCCCAUAAGACUUUCACAUCAAUUACGAAUUGGGUUUUUCAGCUGCCAUUUACGUAUGCUAACACAACGCCAAAUGAUAUAUAAUUCAUAUAUACGUAUGAAUCAUAUGAUAACAGCAUUCCACAAGAAUGAGAAUGAUUGACAGAUUUUAGUUCUGGUAAAAUCGCAUUGCCAUCCAAAGACCCUGCCCAAAAUAUAUUUUCAAAUCAUUUUUUAACUUGUGCAAAAUGUUGUGCUUAAAAUCGAAUACCAUUCAAUUCGUAGAGCUCGCGAAAUUAAAUGCCAAAUAUUUUAUGUAUUUACAAAAUUGUAAUUUAAUUUAUUUAUGUCUAUUUAUUUGAGCAAAAGCCGUCAAGGAGCGAAAACAAAAUGUUUAGAAAUAAAACGUAAAUGAUGGUCACUCUGUCGACAAACAGCAUUCUGUAUUUUUAACACAUACUAUAGCCAAGCAUUAAAUUGGCCAGUGUUAUAUUUUAUGGAACUAUAACCGCUGUAUUUGAAAAACUUGCAGUGGGUCAGGUAUUUGUAAUGCACUGAAAAAAACAUCUUUGGCGUUAUAAAAUGUAGAUAUUUUUGAUCCUUAUCGUGUCGGAUUAUUGUGCCCCAGAAUAACCAUACAUAAAAUUGGGUUGAAAAUUUGUCAAUGAUGGAUGAAGACAUACAUGGGUUAAAUAAGAUAUUGAUAAGCUUAUUUAUAAAUGGUUUGAUUUAGUGUUGGCCAAGCUGUUAAUUCAUAACCUGUAUAAUCCCACACACUAGAAUCGAAUUUUGUCGAAUCCAACUUACCUGCAUCGAAAUAUUUUAUAAUUUAGGUCAACUAUUUAUAACUAAAAUGGUCAAAUCAGCACAAAAUGUUAAAUGAAAAGUACACACGAAUGAAAAGUCUCUAUAUUUACAUUGUAUUUUUACCAUACACCAUAAUCUAAUUAAAGGAUAUAUAUUUUUUGUAACCUUUUCAUUUUAAUGUUGUUAUAUGUGAAUUUUGUUGUUAGUUAAGCGUAGCCUGAAAGUCACACUUUGUACCCCUUCACAGCGUUUAAAUAAAUUAAAUCUACAAAAUCCAAUCCAUGGACAAAAUUAUACUAAAUUUACAAAAAAAAAAAAUGAAUAUUAAAAUAUAAUGUAUUUAAAUUUACACAUUAAACUAUAUUAUUUAUUUUAAACUUUCUUAGUAAGUAGUUACGUGCGGAAUUUCAAGAAGUUAAAUCAAAUAAAAAGAAUAACGUUUUAGGCUAAAAUAUAAACCUCAUAAAAUUCACGUUUUUCUGUUCGAUUUGUAGCAAAACAUUGGAAUAUUUUAAAAAUAAAAUCUUAAAAAUAAAGAAAUACUUCGAUAUUUGGGCAGAAUUGAACGUAGCACAAAACUUCAUCAAACAUCUUAAAUCAAAACCAAAAUAAAUAAAGAAUUCUACUCUCCAAACAAAAAUACAAUCAACUUAGCAUCUUCAUAAUGUACGGAAUAAUGCUAAUAAUUGUUUGAAAAAACUGCACAUUUAGCAAGACAUCUAAAAUUGAAAUUGAAAAAGUUAAGCAAUAUAAACGAUGCUCAAGAUCUGUAUUUAACAACAUGAUACCUACACCAUGGUAAAGAUAAUACUGAAUCAUUAUGGGUAAUUGGGAUAAAUUAUAGAAAACCGCGGCAUACAAACUGAUAUUUCAAAUAAAUAAACAUACAAUAAAAUAAA